Bacidia gigantensis is the source of this 579-nucleotide messenger RNA. RefSeq lists its product as uncharacterized. The record is from RefSeq and is a predicted model, not a curated record. The transcript has a single exon. NCBI's taxonomy places the organism in Eukaryota, Fungi, Ascomycota, Lecanoromycetes, Lecanorales, Ramalinaceae. Bases 1 to 579 code for a protein of 192 amino acids.
AUGACGUCCAAAAACUUUUCGGCCAAAAAGUCAGCAAGAUCGAUCCCUACAUCAGCUUUAGACCAUGAAGGCCACAUACCAAACGAACGUUCUUUCGAAGAUCAACCCGCUAGAGGCUCUAAAUCAAAUCCAAUAGAUUUAUCAGACGAGCAGGAGAGCCAUUCAAUGGGUCCUCAGGCCAGCAGCUCCCACAAAAAGCACCAUCAGACCAGCAUAUCAAGCUCCGACCCCCAUUCAAUUGCGAAAUAUUUUCCCUCGUCCCACUCUCCGACCGCAGAAAUAGUCAACAACAAUACCGCUGCUGCGGGUGGAGCUCAAAAACGAGGAAAAGGAAAGAAUAAAUCAACAGUCGAAGGCUCAGCGGGUCAGGAUCGACCAAAGAAUGAUAGCUCAGCAGCUAAGCCAUUGAACCGUAUGACUAAUUCGCUGAUACAGCAUAUUGAAGGCCAGGACAAGUCUAGUAAGGAGGAAGAUCCGGUACUGCGGGGUGCAGAGAUUGGAUUGAUGGUGGCACUUGAGGAUUCAAAGCAGCGGGUUCAAAUGAUUGAAGAGACUCUGGAAAUACUUCGUCGGGAUUGA